Messenger RNA from Bufo gargarizans (Asiatic toad), 1525 nucleotides. RefSeq names its product zymogen granule membrane protein 16-like. The record is from RefSeq and is a predicted model, not a curated record. The transcript is spliced from 4 exons. The coding region runs from base 858 to 1355 and encodes 165 amino acids. NCBI's taxonomy places the organism in Eukaryota, Metazoa, Chordata, Amphibia, Anura, Bufonidae.
ACACAUCCCUCGGUCUUAUAUCACUUUCCUUCCUCCUUUGCUUGCAGCCUCCACAACAUGGUUGACUUCUCCUGCUCCCAGCCUCUCUGGUGAUAUUUGUGACGUUCUGGGUGCAGAUUACACAUAACCGCAUAUAAAGGGGAAGUAGAGGAGAUCACACUUCCCGUCUGCCGCCCAUGGUAUUCACAAGCCCUUCAACGGACGAGAAGCUGGCAAUAAUGACCGACCCAGGGCUGGUUCUGUGAUGGCACCAGGGGUAUCCAACGCCCCAAAACAUGAUCAAGAUGGAGUCCAUGCCAUUGCUACGUGUCACCGUGAGAUGCCUGUCCUUCUGAGACCAGAUGGGUCACACUGUGGCUACUGUGCUUAACAUGGGACUAAGUGGGCGCUAUGUGGGCACAAUGACUGUUAUGGGGCCACAAAGUCAUAUACUGGGGCCACCAAGGAAUCUAAAGGAAGCCAUAGUUGCUAUUUUGGGGUCAUCAAGGCACCUGUUGGGGCCAUGAUUGGUAUUAUGGGAGUAGUUAGGACUCUAUAGGGGGCAUAGCUGUGGCCAUGUGACGUUAUAGCGCCGGAUAUUCGAGGAUAAGGCUUUGGCGGUUUGUACCUCAUUUUUCGGUGAUGACAACCAUGGCGACGCGGUGGGAAGCUGUGGAGCAUCUAGUGAUCGGGCAUCAAUGCAUCCUGGAAACGUCCCGUAAUCUGGAAAGCAGCCGCAGAAUCGCCCUCCAUUACUUUCACAUUUAUUAAUGGAAAAACUGCAAAAUCUACAGCAAAACAAUGUUUAUUUCACGGACUAAGGGCAGUGACGUCUGCCAGCCGAAGCCACGCCCACCGAGUCAUGUGACCUCAUCACAAUGUUGCUCUGGAUCUUGCUCAGUGUCUGCUGCAUCGCUGCAGCUCAACAGCGAAGCUCAUCUUCCUCUGGAGAAUAUGGUGGUGGUGGCGGUAAGCGCUUCACCCACACGGGAAACCAAUUGGACGGACCAAUCACAGGCAUGAGAAUUCGUGCAAACUACAACUGCAUCAUAGGGAUUCAGAUCCGCUAUGGGACCACCUGGUCAGACUAUAAGGGGGGCUCAUCCGGUGAGCUGGAGGAGAUCUUCCUGCACCCCGGGGAGGCCAUCAUCCAGGUUACAGGGUUCUAUAACUGGUAUAUGCGGAAGUUGGUGUUUGCUACAAAUAAAGGGCGUUACUUCUCGUUUGGGAAGGAUUACGGGAAGACUUUCAAUGCCGCCCCCCUGUUCCCCAACACCGUCCUCAGAUACAUCAGUGGCAGCUCGGGCUCCGCCAUCGAUGCCAUCAGCUUUCACUGGGAUUACACCAACAGUAACUGUGUACACUGUGCCAAGUGAUGAAUCAGAGCAUCGCACCAUGCUGCAGAGUAUUGCACCUUGUCACCUGACUCCCUCCCUGCAAUCACCCCCCCAUUCUUGAUUCAAGUUCCUGACGUUGCCCCUGAGUGGACGCCCCGGCGGAGCGGCACCAGGGACCCCGGUCUCCCCGAUUGUCUCUGAAAUAAAAC